AUGGCUGAAGCAUACUGUCAGGUGUUCAUGGACGACGCUCUUGGUGGGCCCAUGGUAGAGGAAUACUCUGGCACAGCGUCACAGCCCUACUGCCAGCUGGCGCAAUCGACUCUUCAGAGACAUUUUGGAGUGUCCCUUCCCUCUGACUCUUUGAGGCAAGUCUUCCAGAAGGUCGGCUUGGCCAGUGGGUAUACCUACAAAACGGAGGUGAAGGCCUUCACGGCAAAGGGCGAAGGCACUGCGGCUGCCAUUGAAGUGGCACCCUGCAACGAGCCAGGUGCGGUUGGGAACCUUCGCGUUCUGCAGCGGUCAGGCACCCUGGUCCAACUCGGCUGGGAGCCUCCCACGGAGACGGGAGCAUGCCCGAUUCUGGGAUACAUUGUCUUGGCCGGCACCUCCGUGGCGACCAUGGCCAAGGUGGGUUCGACCACCUCCGUGCUGCAGACCACCUUCAACUACGUGCCUUCCGCGGCGGACGUGGCUCUCGUCUUCCGGGUCAUCGCCGACAACUUCAAGACCCAGGUCUCUGCUUCCUUCACCGGUGCCAGCUCCGACAUCUCGGUGAUUGCAGCGGCCUCGCCAGCGGCACCCACGAAUCUGGUGCGCACGGGCGGCUCGCACAGCACCGUGGCGCUGUCUUGGACGGCUCCGACCGACGACGGAGGGUCCCCGAUCACCAAGUACUACGUCAGGAGGAACGACGGGACCUUUUUCCUGAAUUUCUUCGCCUCCUUCUCUUACCACGUCAUGGCAGUUCUGUUGGUGCUCUAUGCCACCGACGAGUUCGGCUUCAGCGACAAGGAAGCUGGAACCUUGUACGGCUGGUGGGGCAUCCUGUCCUCCUUGUGGACGGGCCUUGGAGGGAUGUUCGCAAUUGAUGCGGUCGGCUCGAAGAGAAUGGCAGUCUUUGCCACGGUGGCCAUGUUCGUGACCCGAGCGAUGCUGGUGCUGGCAGAAAGCCCGGACACCUUCCAGUUGGCUCUACUCGUCUUUUCGCCGGUGGCGGAGGGCCUGCUGCUCCCGGUGUUUUUGGUGGCCCUGAAGAGGCUCACCAGUGAGGAGGAACGGCCAAUGGCCUUCAGCCUCAAUUAUGCUAUGCACAACGCAGGCGGCGGCAUCGCUGAUCUAGUCAUCGAUGCCUUCCGGUCCUGGCAGCAUUUUGAUCCUUCUGGCUUUUCGGCCCUGUUUGGCCGCUUUUCCACACCGACACGGGCUUGCUUCCUGCUCUCCGAGGGCGCCUUGUUGGCUAGCUGCUUCUUGGCCUGCCUCCUACCAGCCGAGCUGGCGCCGCCUUUGUCCUGCUGCAGAAGCCAUCAGAAGUUCCAGGACGAGGAUGAAGCAGGCUCCCCUCGCACCGUCGUGGGCACCGGAGGUGCCGGCGCCUCUCCGCUGCGCGUGGCUUGGACGCACUCCGUGAGCCUGCUGAGCGAUCGCGGUUUGUGGUUCAUCGCGGCGUGUUCGACGGCUUUGGUGGGCGUGAAGGCGCAAUGGCACCACAUGAACGCUACGAUGCCCAAGUACUUGGUCAGAGAGCUGGGCGAAGAUGUGCCCUGGGGAUCUGUGAACAGCAUCAACUACUGGAUGUGUGCGCUUCUGCCGCCCCUCAUUACCGUGGCCACGGCCAAGUGGAGGAACUUUUCUGCCAUCCUCUUCGGCAGUGUCGUGAUGUCUCUGUCCCCGGCUUUCAUGAUCUUCGAGGUCUCCGUGCGUGCCACCUGCGCCUGGCUGGUUACGAUGAGCAUCGGGGAGGUGAUCUGGAGCCCCCGCUUCAACACGUUCUCCGCCAACCUCUCCCCAGAUGGCAAAGAGGGUGCCUUCAUGGUCCUCGCUUUUACUCCGCAGUUCCUGGCCGCCCUGCCCACGGGUUGGCUCUCGGGCGUUCUGCUGGCAAACUAUUGCCCGGACUGCCCGAGCUGUCGAGAGCCUGGGACGGGAGCCUUCUGCCGCUACGACUGCAAGGCUUCGGGCGCUCCGGUGCCUUGCAACGGGACUGGCACUGGGCCAGAUGCCCUCUCCUGCUCCUCGCACAGAACCCUGUGCGCCGCCGCCGCGCAGUCGGGAAGCUGCCCAAGCAGUUGCCGGGAGUGCACUGGCUGGCCGGAGCGGGCGGAUGGACCCACCUUGUGGAUCUGGGUCACCUUGGCCUCGAUCCUUGGGCCGAUGCUCCUCCUUCUGCUGAAGACCAUGUCUCUAGAUAUCUCUGCCUCCGCCAAAGAGCGCAUCUAUGCCGCAGCGGAGCGCGAGGGCGAUGCCAGCGAUGGCGAGGAGUUGGCGACCAAGCCGUCGGCCACAGUCCUAGGGGCAGUGAGCCCCGAAAGCGAAGCUUACCUGACGCCAAGCCCUGGGGUGGGUGGCACCACUUACGUGGAUGCCACAAAUGGAGCCGAGCCGACCAGCACCACCUUCACCGUCACCGGCUUGACACUGGGCUACUACUACCUCAUCCAGGUAGCGGCUGCAAACCGAGCCCUGGACACGAACGCCCUGACGGACCUGGUGCCCAACUAUGUAGAGGCCGGCUUCUACGCCGCGGCGGCUCCGGAUCCACCGGGCGCUCCGACCGUGGUGGCCUCCACGCGCACGAACACCGGGCUGCAGGUCUCCUGGACCGCGCCUGUCAGCUCGGGUGGUAUUCCAGUGCUUGGAUACAAGCUUUACAGGGACAAUGGUGCCAACGACCCCAUCGACAUUUUGCUGUGGAACGGCUAUGGCCAACCCGACGUUCUGUCCUUCACCGUCACGGGACUAUCAGGCGGCCUGCUGUACCGCUUCGCUGCCACGGCUCUAAACUCCGCCGGCGAAUCGCUGCAGUCAGACAUCACCGUGGUGGCCGGUGGCACCGAACCUUCCCAGAUGAAUGCUCUGGUGCGCGAUGCCAGCGUGAAUCGCACUUCUACGUCCGUCGCUCUGUCCUGGACUGCUCCCACAAACAACGGAGGCUCUCCUGUGACAGGAUACAUCGUGUCCUUCGACGACGGUGAUUACACUGACUUCGCAAGCAACAGGACCUACAGCAGCAUCGCGUUCUCAGACACCAUUGAUGGGCUGCCAGAGGGCAAGUUCAUCCGCUUCGUUGUCUAUGCGGAAAAUGCCAUUGGCCUCUCAGAGGCAAGCCCAGUCUACCGGACGCAGGUCUGCGCGCUGCCGGAUCCCGUGGACAGCCUCACCGCCUCGGAUCACACGGAGAACUCUGUGAAGCUGACCUGGGUGCCGCCCUCCAACACAGGUUGCACCGGCUCCCUGAUUACGGGCUACAAGGUCUACAUGCGACAGGGUGCCAACCCUUACUCCCUGGUCCACGACGGCGGGCCGGCGGUCCUCACCCACUUGCAGCAGGGACUCGCUGCAGGGCUGACGUAUGGCUUCAUGGCGAGGAGUGGCAAAGCCAACUAUGGAAACUGUGCGGGGGGCUACAAGCUGGACACGAAGCGAUGCCUCAACGGCAAGCCAGUUUACAUCAACGAAGAGCAGGGGAGAUUCUUGGGCAAGACCGCAGGGGGUCAUUGGGUCAUUGGGUCGCUCUCUGAGCUCGACUCUUUCCUCGCGCAGGAUGCGAAGAACUUUGGGGGCUUUCACUCGGCCUCGUCUAGCGACCCGGAAGAUGGUACCUGGGAGAAUUACGAGGUCUCUCGCGUGGAAGGCUUCGAGUUCGUGGCGAAGCAGGGCCAGCCGGACUACGGCGAAUGUGCCGGAACGUACCAUCAGACGGACGCCUCGCUGAACGGGCGGCCGGUGUACCUGAACCGCGAGAAGAAGCGGCUGCUUGGGGCCACGAAGAACGGCUGGGCCAUCACGGGCUUGGAGUACUUAGAGGACUUCCUGCGCACGCAGCCCGGCUCCUUCGGAGGCUUCCACGGAUCCCAGGCCUCGGAGCCGGAGGAGGGCUGGAAGAACUACGACGUCCAGCGGCUUUUGCCCAAGAAACCCGAGGAGCCCUGGGAGAAGCUGCCCAGCUCCAGCGUGACCUUCAAGGCCGUGGCCAACUCCGGCAUCUGCCGCUCCGAGGCCGAUUUCGCCGCAAACCGCCGGCGUUGCCUGGACAGCGACUGCGGCGGCUUCGCCUGGAGGAAGCCGCAUUUCAAUCAAUUCGGCGAGGAGGAUGACCCGCCCGUGUGCUUCUUCUUCCGACGAACGCAGGCAGAGCUCCGUGGUGCCCUGAAGAAGGACGAGGCCUUUGACUUCUACUUGGCUCCCGAGAGCUUCCAGCCGGACUGCGCCUUUAAGCCUGGGAGGGAUCCCGCUCCCGCCUGCCACACCCGCUGGCUCAGCGAGCCUGGGAAGGUCCACGCCUUUGCCUGCCAGGUUCGGGUGCCGGAGCCCGCGGAAUGCACCUACUACUGCGCCUGCGGCUUCCAGAGCGGCUACUGUGGCAUCCAGCAGCUCGAGGGCCAGAGGCAGAUGAUCCUCUUCUCCCUUUGGAACCACCAAAAAACCGGGGAGCGCGUGGAGAACCUCGUCACGGCCCCAGGCGUGGAUGCCAAGCCCUUCGGUGGGGAAGGCAUGGGCAUGGGCGCCUACUGCGACAAGGGCCCUCUGGCAACCUGGCAUGCCGGAGAGGCCUACCUCUUCGUGAUCCGGUCCAGGGCCGUGGAGUCGGGAUCGGAGGUGAGCUGCCACCUCCACAAGCCGCAGGAGGGCUGGGUGGAGUUUGCAAGGCACCUUCGACCGGAGCCCGAAGAGGAUCGAGGGAAGCUCUGGGGUCUUUACAGUUUCAUCGAGGACUUCACCGGCAACUCCGUGCGCCGCUCGGCGCAGUAUGCCGCCUGGGUGCAGGUGGAACCUGGAGCAGAAUGGCAGGCCGUUGCCAGCAUUCAAGGCACCAGCUCUGCCGACCUCGACGUUCCCAACAAGUGCGUCCGGUUGAUGGAGUGUGGCAGUGAAGGAUGCGAGGUCGUCUGCAUGGAGAGCGGUGGCGAUGCCCUGACAGACUGCGGCCUUUGCUCUGGAUCCUGGCGCGCCCCGCCCCUUCCCAAAGCACUCUCCGAGCUCUCGGACGCUUGA
Symbiodinium sp. CCMP2592 is the source of this 5001-nucleotide messenger RNA. The record is from the annotation of a GenBank genome assembly. Lineage: Eukaryota; Dinophyceae; Suessiales; Symbiodiniaceae.